AUGGAGGAUUGGCCACAGCUUGAGCAGCAGUGGUCGGAACAGUGGGCUAAGCUGUGCUUCUAUGCCAUCUUCAAUGGCUGGGACAGCAUCCUCAUUUCUGUGGCGGAUGGCGCUGGAACGAAAGAAGUGAAGCUACUGAAUGGCCCAGAAGAGUCCGGAUUUCAUUCUGCAGGCCUUCCCAAGGUGACCUUGAGCAAAGAGAGACUGCCAUCAGCGUUGCGGCUGCUGAGAGAGCCAAGGUUUGAGCAGGUACAUGGAGCUCUGCUUGAACAUCUCGACCGCUGGCUGUUAGAGUCCCAGAGAUAUGACCAGGCUGACAAGAGGCUCUGGCUGGCCACCUACGAGAUGCUGAAGUCCCAGGGCCUCCUGCUACUCCGCUUCGCAUGGACGCUGGCGGAUGUCUUCGAUGAGAAGGCUCGUUUUCUGAAGCGCAUGGCCAAGCUCUCGUUUUUCCUCAUGCUGCUGCUCGGGGUGCUCAUCACCUUCGUGACGACCUCUGCCGCGCCCCAGGACAUCACCGACGAAACGAAGAAGUACGCUGUGUUGGGCCUCAGCCUGGCAUCGAGCUCGCUUGCAGCUUGGACCACCUUUGCGGACCCCUCCAAGAAGUGGAUGAAGCUGCGAACCGGGUCGCAAAGGCUGCAAGCUGAGAUAUGGAAGUUCAGGACCCGGGUCGGCGCCUACGCGGGCGCGGACUUCACGCACAUGAGCGUGAAGGCAGACGAGGCUGAGAGACAGGCCGAGAAGAACCUCCGCAACGCGAUCUUCACAAUUGUGGAAUCUGCGCUCAGUCCCAAAGAUGCCAUUGCGACCACGAUGACCACUGACGAUGUCUGCCUCAGUCUGGGAAUCGAUGAGGGCACUGCAGAUGUGAGUCGCAACGAGAGCGCGAUGGAUCUAGCGAGCAUGAUGAGGAAGAGGCUUCAGAGAAAUGUCACUGCAGCGCACCGCCGUCACAAGCAGUACCCACCCUCCCAGAGCAAGCCGGCCGACAGACCGGAUCCUGCCGCGGUGGAGGAUAGUCAUCAUGCACCGGCCACCCCAGAUGAGUACAUCAUUUGGAGGUUGAAUCCGCUGCGCGACUUCUAUCAGGCUCGGAUACCCAGGGUUCGGCGCACGCGGAUGGCCAUACAGGUGCUCUUCCUGGCCUCCACGGCCUUGAUGUCGGUGCUUGCCGUGUCCGACCAGACUUCCUGGACGCCCCUGGUCGUUGCCAUCUCGGCAGCCCUGGCCUCCUGGCAGGAGUUCCGGGGAGUUGACAUGAAGCUGGAGCGCUACGGGUCGGUGGUCGCAGCCCUUCGCAACCUCAUGGUGUGGUGGCAGACUCUUCCAGAUGUCGACAAGGCCAACGUGCGCCACAUCGAAAACCUGGUGGAGAAGACGGAGAUGGCCACCUACUCCGAGCUGUCUGCCUGGCUGAGCGAUGCCCAGCAGGACAGCUAG
Molecule: messenger RNA, 1443 nt
Organism: Symbiodinium natans
Lineage: Eukaryota; Dinophyceae; Suessiales; Symbiodiniaceae
Source: the annotation of a GenBank genome assembly